This is a messenger RNA of Pyrus x bretschneideri (Chinese white pear), 1740 nucleotides long. Its product is annotated as putative glycosyltransferase 7. The record is from RefSeq and is a predicted model, not a curated record. The transcript has a single exon. Gene Ontology annotation, cellular component: membrane; endosome; trans-Golgi network. Bases 112 to 1440 code for a protein of 442 amino acids. NCBI's taxonomy places the organism in Eukaryota, Viridiplantae, Streptophyta, Magnoliopsida, Rosales, Rosaceae. Gene Ontology annotation, molecular function: galactosyltransferase activity.
AACAAAGACUUUGGUAUUAAUGCUUCUUCCUACUUACACUGCUCCAAGCGUACAAAACAGAUUUAGGCAAGCUACCACUUCCCCACUACUUUCACUACUCUCUCUUCAAAAAUGGGUUCCUCAGAAUUCUCUCUCUUCCAACAAUCACCAAAACGAUCCGCUUUCCACAAAGCCCCUUCCCUAAUAGCAGAUGGCUUUCUCUUCGUCGGCGGUGCAUCAUUGGCUCUCUCUGUGGUCUGGGCUUUCCUCACCUUCAUCAACCCCACCACCAUAAGCUUCGACAGCAUCCUCGCCUGGAACGCGGGUCCAUGCGGACCCGACUUGAGCUCCGACCCGCCGGAGCCCACAUUCUACGACGACGAAAAUCUCAGCUACGCGUUUGGGGAGCCAGUGAAGGAUUGGGACUCGAAGCGCAGAGAGUGGCUGAAGCUGCACCCUUCAUUCGCCGCCGGAGCCGAGGCGGAUAACAGGGUUCUUCUGGUAACUGGGUCCCAGCCCACCGUGUGCAAAAACCCAGUUGGUGACCACUUACAGCUGAGGUUCUUCAAGAACAAAGUUGAUUACUGUAGGAUUCAUGGGCAUGACAUAUUUUACAACAGUGUUUUGUUGGAUCCCAAGGGUACUGGAUUUUGGGCCAAAUACCCGCUAUUGAGAGCGGCUAUGUUGGCUCAUCCCGAGUCCGAGUGGAUCUGGUGGGUCGACUCAGACGCGGUUCUCACCGACAUGGAGUUCAAGCUUCCGUUGGAGAGGUACAAAGACCAUAACUUGGUCGUGCAUGGGUGGUGGAACAUGGUGUAUGAGCAGAAGAGCUGGACGAGCCUCAACGCUGGGGUUUUGUUGAUAAGAAACUGUCAGUGGUCAUUAAGCUUGCUGGAUAAGUGGGCCAGCAUGGGUCCACAGGGUCCGAAUCCUGAAAAAUGGGGGAAGAUCCAAAAGUCCCUGAUCAAGGACAAGGCGUAUCCGGGCUCUGACGAUCAGUCGGCUCUGGUUUAUCUCCUGAUCAAGGAGAAGUCGAGAUGGGCGGCUAAGAUUUACUUAGAGAGCGAGUACUACUUGCAUGGAUACUGGCUGGGGAUAGUGGACGGGCUUGAUGGGAUAAGCAAGGGGUACAUGGAGAUUGACAGGGAGGUGGAUUUGCUGAGGAGGAGGCAUGCUGAGAAGGUCAGCUUGUUUUAUGGUCAAAUGAGAGAGAAGUACAUGAGAGAGAGAGGGAUUUGGAGAGAGAAUAAGAGGAGGCCAUUUGUGACACAUUUCACAGGGUGUGAGCCGUGCAGUGGAGAGCACAAUGGAAUGUACACUUGGGAGGCUUGUUGGAAUGGGAUGCAAAAAGCUUUGAAUUUUGCAGAUAAUCAAGUGCUUAGGAGAUUUGGGUUUGUUCAUCCAGACCUACUCAAUUCAUCUUUGGUUUCUCCCUUGCCAUUUGAUUUCCCAGAUGCUUGAGUUUAUUGGUUUUCAUUUGUUUACUUAGUUUGUAAUUUUGCGGUUUGUGCUUUUGGUUUUUAAUAGAAUGAGUAAAUAUGUAAGAAGAGAGCCUCUUUGUGGAGGACUUACCUACACCGGCGGUAUGCCAGACAUCGCGCUUUUGGUCUAAGGCAUGGCCCGGGAUGUAGGAAAGUCUCUUUCCUCUUUGUGUGUCUGAUUGCAUGCUCUCCUGAAUUAUGUUGAAAAGUUGGAUUUUGAGCACAGUUUUAGAAUAAACAGAAAACUCUUGAAAUUCAUUAUAUAAUAUUUCUCUUCUUU